This is a messenger RNA of Corticium candelabrum, 1376 nucleotides long. RefSeq names its product cAMP-dependent protein kinase catalytic subunit PRKX-like. Gene Ontology annotation, biological process: peptidyl-serine phosphorylation; signal transduction. Bases 147 to 1169 code for a protein of 340 amino acids. Gene Ontology annotation, molecular function: cAMP-dependent protein kinase activity; ATP binding. The record is from RefSeq and is a predicted model, not a curated record. NCBI's taxonomy places the organism in Eukaryota, Metazoa, Porifera, Homoscleromorpha, Homosclerophorida, Plakinidae. Gene Ontology annotation, cellular component: cAMP-dependent protein kinase complex; cytosol. The transcript is spliced from 8 exons.
CGUCGUUUUUCCAAGGAAGACACCGAGACGAGAACGUUUGCCGUGUUUUUCACUCAAAAUCGAUAUAGCGGUCCCAAGCCGCUAUGUAGACGGUCUAGUAAUAGAAAGCGUGCUAAGCAACCUAUUGGUGUGUCAACUCUGCGAAGAUGGCAGAGAAAGUUGCAUCACAUGAUGAGACGGCAGCAGCGAGCAAAGCGGCUGGUUACAACGGUAGAGUAUAUUCAUUGUCUACUCUGCAGCUAAUGUCUACAGUUGGUACUGGAACGUUCGGUAGAGUGGUGUUGGUUAAGGAUAAGGGGUCGUCCGACUAUAUGGCGUUGAAGGUGAUGAAUAUCGGCGAGGUGGUUCGGCUAAAGCAAGUGCAGCACGUGCAGAAUGAGAAGUCGAUUCUCAUGUCGAUCGACCAUCCAUUCAUUGUUGGAAUGUAUUGGUCACAUCACGAUGAGGCCUUUUUGUACAUGCUAUUGGAGUACGUCCCUGGAGGAGAGCUAUUUACGUAUCUGAGAACAGCUCAGAGAUUCAACACAGCAACUAGUCGAUUUUAUGCUGCAGAGAUAGUUUCAGCAUUAGAGUAUCUUCAUGCUAGAAGCAUCGUAUAUAGAGAUCUCAAGCCUGAGAAUUUGCUAUUAGACAAAGAUGGACACAUGAAGAUCACAGACUUUGGUUUUGCUAAGAAAUUGUCUGACAGGACGUGGACUUUGUGUGGUACUCCAGAGUAUCUUGCACCUGAAAUUAUACAAAGUAAAGGGCACGGGAAAGGGGUGGAUUGGUGGGCACUCGGAAUUCUCAUUUACGAAAUGCUGGCAGGAUAUCCUCCAUUCUUUGAUGAUAAUCCAUUUGGAAUAUAUGAGAAGAUUCUCGCUGGGAACAUCGACUGGCCACGGCAUAUGGAACCAGUUGCGAAAGACCUCAUCAAGAGAUUGUUAGUUCAUGAUCGAACAAAGCGGUUAGGCAACAUGAAGAAUGGAGCAGAAGACGUUCGAAAGCAUAAGUUCUUCCGUGAAAUUGAGAAUUGGGAUGUGGUACCUCAACGCAAACUAAAAGCACCGAUAGUCCCUCGUGUUGAACAUGCUGGAGAUACAAGGAAUUUCGAUCAAUAUCAGGAGGAUGAAUGGUACAAAGCCCCGCCUGUUGCUCUCAAAUUACAGCAAAUGUUCAAGGACUUUUAGCGCAACUAGUUUUACAUUCAUAGAUGAACAUAUAGAACAAAGGGUUUAUGAUUGGGUGUGAUAAGGACUUGUGUUACAAUUGCUUGCUGAGAGCCACUGUACACUGUAGGUAGAGUGUCCUGCCGUGGACUGGAUCUACAUCGGCCUUCUCAGCGUAUGGUGUCUAAAGUCGCUGUAUAUCAACGUUGUGUUGCAAUAGAAAUUGCA